AAAGUGUCCAAAGAUGAAUGAAAUUUCCAUUUAAAUCGCGGCAAUCUAGUUUUUCUGUUCCUAGUAGUAUAAUCAUGAAUGAGCGCGCGUUUUAUUGUUGCAGCGCGACGUAGACAUCACGGGACUCUCGGGAGUGUCACCGAUGCGUUCAUGCGUGUGUGUACUGCCCGCGGUGUCUCGAUCUCUUCGGGAUGAUCGCGACGCGAUAAUUGGAGUAGAUGCGUUGGCGUAUCGCGCAGAUUAAGUGACGACCGAUUUGGGGGGGAAGGUAGGCGGCCCGCAGGAGGCGCAGGGACCGUCACAGUUUAUCGAUAAGCUCGCCUCGCCGCGGUCGGAGGGUAGAGUAUGCCCUCGCGGACGCCGGUCGUGUCACGAUAGGUUACGUCCGCGAGCGGGACAAAUGAAUCGAUUGUCGUAGUGGAAAAAAAGGGGAAGGCAAAGGGAUCAUGUCGAGAAAGUGGUUGUCGAAUUUCGCCCUGGCCGGUACCAUCAGGCUGCUGAUAAUGAACUCCGAGUACCGGAAGAUCAUCGGCAACCGCGUUGAGGUGUCGACCGCCUUGAACUCCUGGAAGAGAGUUACCGAAGGGGUUUAUCUGCACAAGUUUGGAGUAGACCCGUACGAGGGAGAUCUGUUUCACGAGACUCCGAUCGGCUUGUAUGUGUUCAGCCUGAUGCAGGAGUACUUACCUCAGUGGGCAUUAUUUCUACUGUUUGUUGUCGUCGAUCUAAUGACUGCCCUGUGCCUCGCUCUUGCAGCAAAACAUUAUGCGAUUGAAUUGGCAACGAAAAGAAAAGAGGACAAGGACGAGAAUAAGAAGCCUAGUAAAGACACGCCCGGCACGUCCGCUAUGUACGUUUCCGCAGCGUAUCUGUUCAAUCCGUAUAUAAUAUUGAACUGCGUCGGUCUGACAACUACGGUGUUCACCAAUCUGCUCUAUUCGAUCGCGCUGAUGUCGAUGACGAGACGCUCCGUGCUCUGGAGUUGCACGUCGAUAGCGUUACUAACGUUGCAGGGACUCUAUCCUGUGUCGCUCAUGGUGCCGGCAACCAUUUACGUCGCGAGCACAGCGAAGAACAGGAGGACCAGUAUCGUCACGAUGCUGGUCGUGUUCACGAGCAUCCUGGCGGCCGUAUUCGCCGUUUCUUACUGCAUCAUGGGAAGCUGGUCGUUCCUGUGGAGCACCAUCGGCUUCAUCCUGACCGUUCCCGACCUACGUCCGAAUAUCGGACUGUACUGGUACUUCUUCACGGAGAUGUUCGAGCACUUCAGAUGGCUCUUCAUCGCGUCCUUUCAGAUAAACGUCAGUUUACUGUACAUAGUCCCCCUGGCGCUGCGAUUGCGACGCGACCCGAUGCUGCUGGCGUUCUCCUACCUAGCGAUAGCUGCCAUAUUCAAAUCCUACCCGUGCAUCGGAGACGUCGGCUUCUAUAUAUCUCUACUGCCGCUGUGGAAACACCUGUUCCAACAUAUGCAACAAGGAUUCAUCGUAGGUUGUUUUGUACUGUUUUGCACGGUCUUCGCCCCGACCGUGUGGCAUCAGUGGAUCUACUCCAGAUCGGCGAACGCGAAUUUCUACUUCGGGGUAACACUGGCGUUCGCCAUCGCGCAAAUCUUCCUCCUUACGGACAUUCUGUUCGCCAGUGUGAAACACGAAUUCGCAGUUCAACACGGUAUCAAUAAAAAAGUUAACGGAAAUGAGGCUAAGCUGCUGCUCGAAUAAAAUAGGCUUUUUUUAGAGCGAAAUGUACAAUACCCUGUCGAACAGGUAACAUGUCUUUGAGUCAUUUGCCACGUGAAAAUAAAUAGUUUUUUACAA
This is a messenger RNA of Wasmannia auropunctata (little fire ant), 1817 nucleotides long. It is a transcript of the gene PIG-U, whose product is annotated as phosphatidylinositol glycan anchor biosynthesis class U protein. Bases 447 to 1721 code for a protein of 424 amino acids. NCBI's taxonomy places the organism in Eukaryota, Metazoa, Arthropoda, Insecta, Hymenoptera, Formicidae. The transcript is spliced from 4 exons. The record is from RefSeq and is a predicted model, not a curated record. Gene Ontology annotation, cellular component: membrane; GPI-anchor transamidase complex. Gene Ontology annotation, biological process: protein localization to cell surface; attachment of GPI anchor to protein.